CCUCCGUUUUACUUGGACUUCGGACUUGUUUUAAAGAAGAUUUACAAGCUUCUCCUGCUGAAAUGCUUUAUGGAUCUACUCUUCGUUUACCUGGAGAAUUUUUCAUUGAUGAAGAUUUGCCUGCGGAUCCUGAAAUUUUUAUUGAAAAACAUAGAGAACAUAUGAGAUUGAUUAAAUCCAGACCUACUGCUCAUCAUUGUAAAACUACUCCUUUUCAUCAUCCUGCUUUGUCUGAUUGUUCUCAUGUUUGGCUCAGAGAAGAUUGUUUAAAGAAAUCACUUCAACCACCUUAUUCUGGCCCUUUUCGUGUUGUUAAACGUGUUAAUGAAUACCUUUUUACUAUUGAUAUUGCAGGUAAAAUUGUUAACGUCUCCACGGAACGUCUCAAACCAGCCUUUUUACCCAAGGAAAUUCCUCUGGAUCAUCUUGCUGUUUCUUUUCCUGCCACUUCAUCCAUUCCUUCAGUUUUGCCUUCUCGACCUUUAAGAACAUACUGUGGUCCCAAGAAGAAAGUUCGUUUCGCAACGUAGAACGUCGCUGGGGAGGGAGUACUGUGGCAGCCCUUGCGAUUUAUUCCCCAUUUUUAGUUAUUUUCUAGUUUCUUUAUUUAUUUGUUAUCAAACUAAUUUCAAGCAAUUUAUGUUUCUUAGAUACUAAAAAAAAGGAAUGUUGUUUAUUAAAAAAAGAAAUUAUUUAUUCUUUUGUAAGCUUGAUAUUAGUAAACACGUAUAACUUUA
Molecule: messenger RNA, 737 nt
Organism: Monomorium pharaonis (pharaoh ant)
Lineage: Eukaryota; Metazoa; Arthropoda; Insecta; Hymenoptera; Formicidae
Exons: 2
Coding region: 63-530 (155 amino acids)
Source: RefSeq, a predicted model, not a curated record